AUGCAUUACCACGCCUACUCCGCUCUGGACGUACACUACCACGCCCACUCCACUCUGCACGUGCACGUGCACUACCACGCCUACUUCACUGCACGUACACUACCACGUCUGCUCCACUCUGCACGUGCACUAUCACGCCCACUCCACUCUGCACGUGCACUGCGACGCCCAUUCCACUGCACGUGUACGUGCACUACGACACCCACUCCACUGGACACGUGCACGUGCACUACCCUGCCCAUUCCACUCUGCACAUGCACGUGCACCACCACGCCCACUCUACUCUGCACGUACACUACCACGCCCACUCCACUCUGCACGUACAUUACCACACCCACUCCAGUGCACGUGCACUACCACGCCCACUCCAUUUUGCACGUGCACGUCCACUACCACACCUAUUCCAAUCUGCACGUGCACUAA
Molecule: messenger RNA, 423 nt
Organism: Scylla paramamosain (green mud crab)
Lineage: Eukaryota; Metazoa; Arthropoda; Malacostraca; Decapoda; Portunidae
Exons: 1
Coding region: 1-423 (140 amino acids)
Source: RefSeq, a predicted model, not a curated record